GGUGUCCCAGUGACGGGCGCACGCACACAGCCUGGAGAUCCCGGAGCGGCAGCGCGCACCCAUCGGCUUUCAGGGGAGAGGUGAGACGGACGGAGGAGACGGACCCGCAAACGACGAAACCAAAGGCGAGUUUAACGUGCACGCGGCAGUCCAGCAACGGCAGAGGGCUCGUUCUCACUGCCACGAGCGUGCAGUUCGGCUACCGUAUGAUGGCUCUAGCCAGAGAUCCAGAGGUCGGCCUGGAGCAGAGAGACUGCGCAGACCAAAGCUUUGACUACAUGUUCAAGCUACUGAUCAUCGGCAACAGCAGCGUGGGGAAGACCUCCUUCCUGGUCCGCUUCGCAGACGCUUCCUUCACCUCGACCUUCGUCAGCACGGUGGGCAUCGACUUCAAGGUCAAGACCAUCCACAGGAGCGACAAGCGGUUCAAGCUUCAGAUCUGGGACACAGCGGGGCAGGAGCGCUACCGGACCAUCACCACGGCGUACUACCGAGGGGCCAUGGGGUUCCUGCUGAUGUACGACAUCACCAGCCAGGAGUCGUUCUGCGCCGUACAGGACUGGGCAACCCAGAUCAAGACGUACUCGUGGGGCAACGCUCAAGUAGUGCUGGUAGGCAAUAAGGUGGACUUGGAAGAAGACAGGAAGGUCCCCACUGAAGAUGCCCAAAGACUGGCUACAGAGCUCGGCUUUCAGUUCUUCGAGGCCAGCGCCAAGGACAACGUCAACGUGAAGCAGGUGUUCGACAAGCUGGUGGACGUCAUCUGCGAGAGGAUGAACGAUAGCGUCAACGGCGACGCCAGUCCGUCAGCCAAUCACAACGAGGCCAGCCUGAUGGAGACGCCCCGCAGCGGCGCAGGCGGCUGCACAUGCUGAUGGCUGUGAAUUCACAGGAAGCUGGUUUCACACACAGAUUAAUUUUUUUUUAAACGAACAUUAUAGAUGUACUUAUUCAUGUUACUGCACUACUGCAAUCAUUAAUGGGUGCUAGGCUUCUUUUGUUUCCUUGUUUUUUCAUUUGAUCUUUUCCCAACUUGGUGACGACUCCAGCUUCGUUGUCAUAGGAACGUGACUGUUACACUGAGAUGCCAAAGAGCUGCACUGAGAGCAGCUGUGCCUUUUCUUUCUCAGCCAUCACCUCUGCUUCAUUAGUUCUUUAUUAGUAGACAAACCUGUUGCAGGUGAUGUGACUGAAGGGCACGAGCCAUUGUGUCAUGGCGCCCCCUUGUGGCUGCUGCAUGUAAAUGCAUCACUGUGACUCCAUACCGCGUACACACACUGUGUGUCCUGUGAACUUGUCCAGCUGAGGAAGAAGGAAGUUGAAACAUACCUGAAGGGUGCUGUUAGAUGACAGCCCUCUGUGCCCGGACCAGUCCUGUUAUUACUAUUUUGGAGGGAUAUUCUCAUUGGGUUUUAAUGUUGUAUUGUUCUUCUUGUACUUUUAAUGGUUAAUGGUCAUUCAAUAUUUCCUUUGCCAGGUUUAUUGUGUCUCUCUAUACGUGUGGAUUAAAAGAUGUGGAUC
Molecule: messenger RNA, 1521 nt
Organism: Cyclopterus lumpus (lumpfish)
Lineage: Eukaryota; Metazoa; Chordata; Actinopteri; Perciformes; Cyclopteridae
Product: ras-related protein Rab-3D-like
Exons: 5
Coding region: 207-875 (222 amino acids)
Biological process (GO): regulation of exocytosis; protein localization to plasma membrane; protein secretion
Cellular component (GO): plasma membrane; synaptic vesicle; endosome
Molecular function (GO): GTPase activity; GTP binding
Source: RefSeq, a predicted model, not a curated record